Messenger RNA from Drosophila ananassae, 1953 nucleotides. RefSeq names its product maltase A1. The record is from RefSeq and is a predicted model, not a curated record. The transcript is spliced from 3 exons. The coding region runs from base 103 to 1797 and encodes 564 amino acids. Gene Ontology annotation, biological process: carbohydrate metabolic process. NCBI's taxonomy places the organism in Eukaryota, Metazoa, Arthropoda, Insecta, Diptera, Drosophilidae.
CAGCAGAUAUUCACAAAACUAUCAGUGGCUCUGUGCUGUGUGGUUGUCCUUGCCCAACCAAUUUGGGCAUGUGACACCACAUCGUCCACGACAACCACCUCGAUGGACUGGUGGCAAACGGCACAGUUCUAUCAGAUUUAUCCCCGAUCUUUUAUGGACUCCGACGGCGAUGGUAUUGGUGAUCUGAAUGGCAUUACCAGCAAGCUGGAGUACCUCAAGGACCUUGGAGUAACCGCUGCCUGGCUCUCACCCAUUUUCACUUCUCCCAUGGUGGACUUUGGUUACGAUAUUUCGGAUUUCUUUGACAUUCAGCCGGAGUACGGAACCCUGGAUGACUUCAAGGCCUUAAUCAAGCGGGCCAACGAAUUGGACCUUAAGAUCAUCCUGGACUUUGUGCCUAACCAUUCGAGCGAUGAAAAUGAUUGGUUUGUCAAGUCUGUGAACCGGGAGAAGGGCUAUGAGGACUACUAUGUGUGGCAUGAUGGUAAGACCAACGCCGAGACUGGCGAGAGGGAGCCCCCUUCAAACUGGCUCCAGGCUUUCCGGGGCAGUGCCUGGGAAUGGAAUGAUGUGCGUCAGCAGUACUACCUUCACCAGUUUGCCGUCCAGCAGGCUGACCUCAACUAUCGUAAUCCCUUGGUGGUGGAGCAAAUGAAGCGGGUCUUACGCUACUGGUUGGAUCUCGGAGUAGCAGGCUUCCGGUGCGAUGCUGUGCCCGUCCUCUUCGAGAUCGAGCCGGAUGAGAACGGACAGUAUGCCGACGAAGAGGUGAGUGGCCUGACGAACGACACCGAAGCCCGUAAUUACCUGAAGAGCGACCUGAUAGAGAACCUUCCGGAAACCAUUGACAUGGCGUAUCAGUGGCGAGUGGUGAUGGACGACUACCAGCGUAUCCACGGAGGUGAUACGAGAGUAUUGCUAAUCGAAACCUACGCCCCACCCGCCUACACGAUGCAGUUCUAUGGCAACCGAUCAGUGGCCGGUGCCCAUUUGCCCUUCAACUUCAACCUGAUCACUGUUCUGGCAAGCGAUGGCUUCUCGGCAAGCUCUAUCAAAACUGCUGUGGACAACUGGUUGGACAACCUGCCCGCCGGACGCACUGCCAACUGGGUGAUUGGCAACCACGACCAGAGAAGGGCAGCCAGUCGGUAUGGAACCGCAAAUGCGGAUGCCAUGAAUAUGUUAGUUAUGAUCCUGCCGGGAGCCAGUGUGACCUACCAGGGCGAGGAGCUAGGCAUGACUGAUGGCGAUAUUAGCUGGGAGGAUACCCAGGAUCCUGCGGCCUGCAACUCAAACCAGGACAUCUAUGAGCAGUUCACCCGUGAUCCUUCGCGCACCCCCUUCCAGUGGACGAGUGGCACAAAUGCAGGAUUCUCGACUGCGGCCAAGACCUGGUUGCCCCUGGCGGCGGACUACGAAACUGUAAAUGUGGAAACAGAAGCCGCAGCACAGCGCUCCCACCUCAGUAUCUACAAGGCCCUGGUAGCCUUGCGAAAAUCCUCAGUUACGCUCCAAAAUGGAUCCACUAAGUACGGAAUUAUUUCAGACAAUGUAUUUGUGGUGAAGAGAUACCUUUCCGGCUCUGAUUCCAUUAUAUACGUGGCCAACUUGGCCAGCAAGGGUGUGACUGUGAGCUUGCUCGACUUUGACACGACCCUGCCCACGCAUCUGACACUUCUCAUUCGCAGUCUGCAAUCCGCCAAGGCGGAGGGUUCUCUGUUUGAGGUCAGUGGACUAAGUCUGGCUGCCGGCGAAGCCUUGGUAUUGAACAGCAGUAGUAGUAGCAGCAGCAGCUAAAGUUCUUCCUGGUUCGAUUAGAUGGAAUUUCCUAUCCGAUACACUUGAAAAAAGCAAACUCGGUCGGGCACUCAAUUGGCAUUUAUCUUUGGCUCUUGGGCAAAUAUGCUGUGGCUUGCAUAAAUAAAUAAAUAAAUAAGUAAAGAACCAGACAAA